Molecule: messenger RNA, 331 nt
Organism: Anoplopoma fimbria (sablefish)
Lineage: Eukaryota; Metazoa; Chordata; Actinopteri; Perciformes; Anoplopomatidae
Product: cytochrome c oxidase subunit NDUFA4
Exons: 4
Coding region: 1-249 (82 amino acids)
Source: RefSeq, a predicted model, not a curated record
AUGAUUAAGAUCAUGAUUGCACAUGCGAAGAAACAUCCUGGGUUAAUCCCUCAAUUUGUCUUCCUGACUCUGGGCGUAACAGGUGCCACCCUCUAUCUGAUCCGCCUGGCAAGAGGACCUCAUGUCACCCUGUGGGACAAGAAGAACAACCCAGAGCCCUGGAACAAGCUUGACCCAACCUACCAGUAUAAGUUUAUGGCCGUCAACACGGACUACAAGAACCUGAAGAAAGAGGGCCCUGACUUCUAAAGGUCCUCCGGGCAGCUCCAGGGGCACCAAGUUUGGCAGGACCUCCUGCUGUCGCCUCAGAGAUCAGUUUCACCUCAUGCUC